Messenger RNA from Mya arenaria, 3706 nucleotides. RefSeq lists its product as uncharacterized. NCBI's taxonomy places the organism in Eukaryota, Metazoa, Mollusca, Bivalvia, Myida, Myidae. The record is from RefSeq and is a predicted model, not a curated record. The coding region runs from base 801 to 1208 and encodes 135 amino acids. The transcript has 2 exons.
GAAGUUCAGGUCCAUGAAACACAGGUAUAUAAUGUGACUAAAGAAAAGUCCAAUGCACUAUCAAGGAUCAAGGCCAUAGGCACAAUUAAGGAUCUCUGCCAUUCCAACAAUAAUAAGACACAUACGCAACAAGACAACAAACACUGAUGUGAAAUAACCUUCGCUUCUUUUCACUUGUUUGUUGCUGUUUUUGAAUAUUGAGUACUGUUCCCAUUACACUAGUAGUAUUUGUAUGAACAGUAUAGAAAUAUUACGAUUGUAACAUGAUUUUUCGUUUCAAGAUACCGAACCAUAAUGGAUGCCUGUGGAAAGACGGGUAGAGGUCGAAUUCGAUGGGAGUACAUCGAGCGGAUGGAUAGUCUCCUGUGUAAGGAUCCGGCUGUCCAUCCGGUGCGAGCGAUAAGCUCAUCCAAAGGUAUUUGAAAAUACGUACGUAGAGGCAUAGUGUAAGCGUCAAAUGCAACAUCAUCAUGGGUAAUUAAUGGAAAUUUCAAAUGACAAUUUUUUUCGUUAAUAAAUGUUUAAUAAAAAUGUCUCAAUCAAACAAAAGAUAAUUAAAAUUGCUUACACUGUCGUUGAAUUUCUUGCAGUACAUAUCGAUAAACGCUUAUUCAAAAUGUAACAUUUCGUGUACUUGAGGGACGCUUGAAAAAUUGAGAACGGGAUACAGUCUAUUUGUGUAGCUGUCAUUUCUUCACACAGAACGAUGUCGCUUCUACGUUAUUUCGAAGGAGCUACCCCGAAAAGAAAGGCUCAUCAGUUAUCUGUCGGACCAUAAUCUUGAGAAUAUCUUCAGUCUGAUGGAAAUUGUGCUUGCCCUGCCACCUACUUCGGUCAAGUGCGAAACAGCCUUCUCUGCCAUGAAGCUCCUCAAGACCAAGAGAAGAGGACGACUUGGAAACACUCGACUGAAUGAUUUGAUGGCUAUCAAGAUUAUGUCUCCAACCAUCGAGGAGUUCGACCCUGAAGCAGCCAUUGCUGAAUGGAUGACCUCUACUCCAUCUGGCCAGAAGAGACGAGUAGGAGAGCGUAUAAAGCAGCAUGCCAGACCCAAGGAGGUCAUCACCCUUGCAGACUCUGAUCUCGACCAGGCAGAUGAGAUGGACCAGGCAGACGAGGUGACAGACACAACCUCUAAAAGUACCAGUGAAAUCCAGGUAUCACAAUUAAACACAAGAUCUCAGUUACAAUAUAACUGUUUGUACUGAAUUUCACAAUAAUUAUUAAAUACUAUUUUCGGUUGAACAGUUAUUUUGACAAAUAAAUUUUAUGCCAUUUCAUGCAUUACUUUUAGUCAACUACGACAUCGCUGGUGCCAUAGAAGAUGAUGUAUGAUGGAGACGAUAGUGACGGAGAAAGCGACUGCGAGAUGUCAGAAGACCUUGUGUUUUCAUUGCUGAUGGAAUACAGUAGAGAUUAAAAUGAGAAAACAGUUUACUGGUGUUAUAGCUUUAUUACCUUACACAUAUAUUAAAAUAUCUCUGUUAAAAAGUUAUUUUGGUUCGGGCUAGUGAAACUUGAUUCGGGCUAGUGCUUUUUCCAGGCUGCUAGCCCGACUGGGCUAGUGCUUGAAAAAAAUUAGUGCGAAGACUGGAAUGAGCAUUUUUUGCGCAAAUAUCUGCAAAACAGUAAUAAAAGAUUGCUGAUAAAAGACCGCAUGAUUUAACUGUCUGCAAUGUAAUGGCACAAUUGAAUGCCUGUUCACUAAUAUAGCUCUCUAAAUAAAUUAGAUGUUCAUUCUAGUGAUCUAGCAAAAUGAGUUUGAACACAUAAAACAGCACACAUUUCUUUCAAGGUUAAAUUCUAUGAUAUCAACAGUGGUGGUGAAGCAGAAACAUUGAAAAAUGCUAACAUUUUUGCUGUGCCCAUGAAUUGCAGAUGGUUAAAUUUUAAUCUUAUUGUCAUUUUCAGAGAGCGGUAUGCAUGGUAUGCAGUGGUGAGGCCAGCUCUGAAUUCCUGGCUUGUUCUAAUGAAGAAUGGCAGAUGAGGUAAUGGUUGUGCUAUUUUCAAAAUUCGGACAAUAAUUCAACAAUCAAGUACCCUACUGGUUUAAGCCAAAAUGUACCUGCAAGUUUGUACAAUUAAUCAACAAAGAAUGACAGUAUUAAAAUAUUAACAUUGAAGUGGAAUUUCAACAUGAUAACAAUUUCAUUUUACAUAAAUUCUUAAAUUUAAUCCAGAGCUGAAAGCUGCUCUCCCACAGAUUGACAGUUCUUCUUUGUCAUUCCUCAAAAGCCCUCGAUUGAUAUCAAAGGAGUAAUUAAAUUAAAUGUACACAAAUAUAUGGCUUGAAGCAAUAGCGAAAAAUUAUUUAUUAAACAAGUGAAAUCUGUUCUAUUAUGUGUGACCCUGUAUGACUAAAUAGAAGGAAUUUACACCAAAUCUUCAAACUUGAAUAUAAAAGUCUGUGAUCUGAUAUAAAAGUCUGUGAUCUGAUAUAAAAGUCUGUGAUCUGAUAUUAUGUCAACUGUGUAAUAUCACUGGUUUCUAUACAUUUUCGCAAUAAUUGCCAACUUGGUCAUUAAAAGACAAAAAUAAAAAGGUGUCAGAACAGUAAAUCUGUGAGGAUGCAGCUUUAAAUUGGUGUGGCACUAAAUAUUUUGUGAAUACUUUUCUGUUGUUCUACAGGCUUUUAAAAUAAUUGAUCUGAAAAUAUAAUUUCUAUUAUUUCCGUUGUAUUUUAUGUUUUUUAUUACAGGUACUGGAAUCUGAAUGUAAUCAAAAAUGCCAUAGUACUGAGGAUUGACCUGCAAUGCAUGGAAAUCAUAUGCAAAGCCAACCUUGGGAAAAUGAGUGCAAGAUGGAAACAACAUGUUCAGUGAAACAACUUGUCAUCUCAAAUAUUUGAUGACUUACAUACUGAUGUGAAGUUGCAGAUAAAAGUAAUCUGUUGGCCAGUGUUUAUUAGAUACAUUAAACAGCCAAUGCCUGAAGCAAAACACAGAUUGAAUCUGAAGCUGAAGGUUUACUUUACAACCUACGUGUAGAUAGAGCCAGACUCCUAGUGCUUGGAAGUGCUACUCAGUGGUAACCCUCUUGCAGUCAACUUUUUAAAAUAUAUUUCUCAGAGUAUUUCAAUGAACUUUACUUUUAAUCCAGACACAUAUUAUAUCACUUUGGAACUUUUUUUAACAACAGAAAGUGCAUAUAUAUAUUUCAACUGUGUGGUAAAGGGUUUAUCUACGCUUAAAGUGUUUCUCCUAUAUGAAGAAGGGAAGAUAACUACAAAAACAGAAACAGAUGGCAUUGGAGAACCAAAUAAAGGAGAACUAUUUUGUUCAGUUCAAUUUUUAAGACUUCAGAAAAUCCUUUAAUAGGGCACAUCCUUGGAAAUGCCAUAUUGUAAUUGUUCUUUAGAAUGUGAAAAGGUUAAAGUGGUCUAGAGGACAAAUCAAAGGUUGUGGGUUCACGCCCCUCCAAGAUACUUUCUCAUGACCUCAGGAAAAAUAUGUCAGUAUGUGUCAUAAGUCAUUCACCGAUAAUCCCAUUCACAGUGCUAAGCGCAACAUAUGUCGUUCUCGAUAGUAACUCUGUUUACAUCCUCUGUCAUGCACUGUUUUUACCUCAAUCAACCAAAUUUCCUGAUAUUAAAGUUGUUGCGGCCUUGAUGUAUGCUUACGUAAAACAAGACAAACAUACAUGACAAACUAUAUUUCUGUAAAAGAAACGUACAAAUAUAUGCACAGGUACCACCAGCUGCAAUGAA